AAAUGAAGAAGUUUAAUUUCCGAAAAGUUUUGGAUGGCUUAACUGCCUCCUCCCCUGGCAGUGGUAGCAGCAGUGGCAGUAACAGUGGCGGUGGGGCUGGAAGCGGUUCCGUGCACCCUGGAGGGACUGCAGGGGUUCUCAGAGAGGAGAUUCAGGAAACCCUGACUUCAGAGUAUUUCCAGAUUUGCAAGACAGUUCGGCAUGGUUUUCCUUAUCAGCCUACCGCAUUAGCCUUUGAUCCAGUUCAGAAAAUCUUGGCUAUUGGGACAAGAACAGGUGCUAUAAGAAUACUCGGGAGACCUGGUGUUGAUUGUUAUUGCCAACAUGAAAGUGGUGCAGCUGUCUUGCAGCUCCAAUUCUUAAUCAAUGAGGGUGCUUUGGUCAGUGCAAGUUCAGAUGAUGCACUUCAUUUGUGGAACCUUAGACAAAAAAGACCAGCUAUUCUACAUUCUCUUAAAUUUAAUCGAGAACGAAUUACUUACUGUCAUCUACCUUUCCAGAGUAAAUGGCUCUAUGUUGGAACAGAAAGAGGAAAUACACAUAUUGUAAAUAUUGAAUCUUUCAUUCUUUCUGGAUAUGUUAUCAUGUGGAACAAAGCAAUUGAACUAUCCACAAAGACUCAUCCAGGUCCGGUUGUACAUUUAAGUGAUAGCCCAAGAGAUGAAGGGAAACUACUAAUUGGUUAUGAAAAUGGUACUGUAGUACUCUGGGACUUGAAAUCUAAAAGGGCAGAACUGAGAGUUUAUUAUGAUGAGGCUAUUCAUUCAAUUGAUUGGCAUCAUGAAGGCAGACAGUUCAUGUGCAGUCAUUCAGAUGGGAGUUUGACCUUGUGGAACCUGAAAAGUCCAAGUCGUCCUUUCCAGACCACAAUUCCACAUGGAAAAAGUCAAAGAGAAGGAAGAAAAUCUGAAUCUUGUAAACCAAUCCUUAAAGUAGAAUACAAGACCUGUAGAAACAGUGAGCCAUUCAUAAUAUUUUCUGGUGGACUGUCCUAUGACAAAGCUUGUAGAAGACCAAGUUUAACCAUCAUGCAUGGAAAAGCAAUUACAGUACUUGAAAUGGAUCAUCCCAUUGUUGAAUUUCUAACUUUAUGUGAAACACCCUAUCCAAAUGAAUUUCAAGAACCUUAUGCUGUUGUAGUACUUCUGGAGAAAGAUCUCAUUGUAGUUGAUCUGACACAAAGCAAUUUUCCAAUCUUUGAAAAUCCGUAUCCUAUGGACAUUCAUGAGUCACCAGUUACGUGUACUGCAUACUUUGCUGAUUGUCCUCCGGAUUUGAUUCUAGUUCUCUAUUCUAUAGGAGCCAAGCAUAAAAAACAAGGGUACAGUAAUAAGGAGUGGCCAGUCAGUGGAGGCACUUGGAACCUUGGAACACAAACAUAUCCAGAAAUUAUUAUUACUGGUCAUGCAGAUGGAUCAGUAAAAUUUUGGGAUGCUUCUGCAAUAACUCUGCAGAUGCUGUACAAGCUAAAAACUUCAAAAGUAUUUGAAAAACAGAAGGUAGGCGAAGGAAAACAAACAUGUGAAAUUGUAGAGGAAGAUCCAUAUGCCAUUCAGAUGAUUUACUGGUGUCCAGAGAGCAGAAUAUUCUGUGUAUCAGGUGUCUCGGCAUAUGUCAUCAUUUAUAAAUUCAGCAGACAUGAAAUUACGACAGAAAUAGUGUCAUUAGAAGUCCGGCUUCAAUAUGAUAUUGAAGAUAUUAUUACCCCUGAACCAGAAACAAGUCCUCCGUUCCCAGAUCUCUCAUCCCAGCUUCCCUCAAGGAGUCUGUCCGGGAGCACUAACACUGUGGCUAGUGAAGGAAUAACAAAAGACAGUAUUCCUUGCCUCAAUGUUAAGACCCGUCCAGUGCGGAUGCCUCCAGGGUAUCAAGCAGAACUUGUUAUUCAGUUGGUGUGGGUGGAUGGUGAACCUCCUCAACAGAUCACUAGUCUUUCUGUAAGCUCUGCCUAUGGAAUUGUUGCCUUUGGGAACUGCAAUGGGCUAGCUGUGGUGGAUUUUAUGCAGAAGACAGUACUGUUAAGCAUGGGAACCAUUGACCUAUACAGAUCAAGUGACCUAUACCAACGACAACCACGCUCUCCUCGAAAAAAUAAGCAGUUCAUUGCAGGUUUAACUGAGCUGAAUGACACUCCAGUACCCCUGGAACUUGAGCGAUGCAAGUCUCCUACUGCAGACCAUGUAAAUGGACACUGCACAAGUCCAACCUCUCAGAGUUGCAGUUCUGGAAAACGUCUUUCUAGUGCUGACGUUACAAAAAUAAAUCGCUGGGGUGGGAGACCACCAUUUCGAAAGGCACAAUCAGCUGCUUGCAUGGAGAUUUCUUUACCAGUUACAACAGAAGAAAACCGAGAAAAUUCUUAUAAUCGUUCCAGAAGCUCUAGUAUCUCCAGUAUUGAUAAAGAUUCUAAGGAAGCAAUUACAGCCCUGUAUUUCAUGGAGUCCUUUGCACGGAAAAAUGACUCUACCAUCUCCCCUUGUCUGUUUGUGGGAACUAGUCUGGGAAUGGUGUCAAUCAUCUCUCUAACCCUCCCGUCAGCAGAUGAACAAAGGGUUACAGAGCCAGUCGUGGUACUGCCAAGUGGUACAUUGCUCUCAUUGAAAGGAGCUGUGCUAACAUUCUCCUGCAUGGACCGAACUGGUGGAUUAAUGCAGCCGCCAUAUGAAGUUUGGAAGGACCCAAACAAUAUAGAUGAAAAUGAAAAAUCUUGGAAAAGAAAACUGGUCAUGAACUCCCCCUCUCCAUCCCAAGAAAUAGGAGACCAUCAGUAUGCAAUCAUCUGCUCGGAAAAACAAGCCAAAGUCUUCUCUCUGCCUUCUCAGAUUUGCCUUUAUGUUCAUAACAUCACCGAGACAUCUUUUAUACUGCAAGCAGACGUGGUGGUCAUGUGUAACAGUGCCUGCUUGGCAUGCUUUUGUGCCAACGGGCAUAUCAUGAUAAUGAGCCUACCUAGUCUUCGGCCAAUGUUGGAUGUUAAUUACUUACCACUGACAGACAUGAGGAUAGCACGGACAUUCUGUUUUACCAAUGAAGGACAGGCACUGUACCUUGUCUCUCCUACUGAAAUUCAGCGGUUAACAUAUAGCCAAGAAAUGUGUGAUAAUCUACAGGACAUGCUAGGAGAAUUGUUUACUCCAAUAGAGACACCAGAAGCUCAAAACAGAGGAUUUCUCAAGGGACUGUUUGGUGGAAGUGGACAAACAUUUGACAGAGAAGAACUCUUUGGGGAAGCAGCCGCAGGAAAAGCAUCUCGAAGCCUUGCCCAGCACAUCCCUGGACCAGGUGGCAUAGAAGGGAUGAAAGGCGCCGCUGGAGGGGUGAUGGGAGAGCUGACGCGUGCACGGAUUGCACUUGAUGAAAGAGGACAGAGGCUAGGGGAGCUGGAAGAGAAAACUGCAGGCAUGAUGACCAGCGCAGAAGCAUUCUCCAAACAUGCACAUGAGUUAAUGCUCAAAUAUAAGGAUAAGAAAUGGUACCAAUUCUAAACUUCUAGAGAAGCUGCAACUACUUUCAGAAACCAUUAUUCAGGGAAACCAGAUUUAUUCCCAGCAUCACCAUUCAACUUCUAGAAGUCAGUUUCUUCUACAAAACGUUCCAUUACAGUCCACCUGAAGCAGUCAUUAAGGAGACUAUGAAAGAUACUGUGUGAUUCAAAGGUUGGAGCCCUGGUU
Chrysochloris asiatica (Cape golden mole) is the source of this 3671-nucleotide messenger RNA. It is a transcript of the gene STXBP5L, whose product is annotated as syntaxin binding protein 5-like. Bases 3 to 3485 code for a protein of 1160 amino acids. NCBI's taxonomy places the organism in Eukaryota, Metazoa, Chordata, Mammalia, Afrosoricida, Chrysochloridae. Gene Ontology annotation, biological process: regulation of exocytosis; regulation of protein secretion. The transcript is spliced from 26 exons. Gene Ontology annotation, molecular function: GTPase activator activity; myosin II binding; syntaxin binding. The record is from RefSeq and is a predicted model, not a curated record. Gene Ontology annotation, cellular component: cytoplasm; SNARE complex; plasma membrane.